CUGGGCUCGCGUCGCCGCCGCAGCUCUGGACAGAGGGACCGCUGCGCGGGACGGGAAGUGUGCGGGGCUCGCCAGACUUCUGCUUCUGACCAAGAUGGAGUAACAGGGAGUGAUUUAUCUUCUUGCCCAAACAACAACAGCAAAAAGGCAAAGUACAUGAAACAAUUGUUUGAAGACACUGGAUGUCAGACAAUGCAGGGCAGUCAUCUCUGGGAGAUGGAAAACCAACGAGCUUUGCCUUCUUGGAUCUCUCAUUCCUCAAGAAAGUAUCAGCAAGCACACAGAGGGCAUGGAAGCCCAGUCACUCCCUGCCCGGUUCCCCGCACCGGUGACCUUCAAGGAUGUGCUUGUGAACUUCACCAGGGAGGAGUGGAAGCUCCUGGACGCCGCGCAGCAGGUCAUGUACAGAGAUGUGAUGCUGGAGAACUAUAGGAACCUGGUUUCCUUGGGACAUCGACUUCCCAAGCCUGAUGUGAUCCUCCAGUUGGAAAAAGGGGAAGAGCCAUGGCUGGUGGAGAGAGGGACUCACCAAGAUGUCCAUCCAGAUUGGGAUACUGCAAUUGAAAUUAAAGCAAUUUCCAAUAAGAGCAUUUCUAAAGAUAAACAAUCCCAUGACAUUAAAAAGGAAGGAAUGGUAAAGAGUGAUCUGUGGUAUUUGUCAUUAGAAGAAGUCUGGAAAUGUGAAGAUCAGUUGGACAGGUAUCAGAAAAACCAGGACAAACAUUUGAGGCAAGUGGCAUUUACCCAAAAGAAAGUAUUUUCUCCAGAAAGAGUCAAUGAACAUGGUAAAUUCAGGGAAAACUGUCUUCUUCCUGGUCAGCUAGUACAGAGAGGGUAUUUCCACAAACAAGACUCAUGUACUAAAAGUUCAAAAGGUGAUUUAGUUAUUAGAUGUCAUCAGGAAAGCUCUGUAAGUAAUAGUAGUGAAUGUGGCCAAACCUUCUGUCGGAACAUUCACCAUAUUCAGUUUGCAAAAACUCAAACACGAGAUAAAUCCUACAAAUGCCCAGAGAAUGACAACUCUCAUAGGCAUGGCACAUCCCAUGGUAUAUCCAAGGGUAUACAUAGAGAGAAACCGUAUGAAUGUAAGGAAUGUGGAAAAUUCUUUAGCUGGCGUUCUAAUCUUACCAGGCACCGGCUUAUUCAUACCGGAGAAAAGCCCUAUGAAUGUAAAGAAUGUGGAAAAUCUUUCAGCCGUAGUUCUCACCUCAUUGGACAUCAAAAGACUCACACUGGUGAGGAACCCUAUGAAUGUAAAGAAUGUGGAAAAUCCUUCAGCUGGUUCUCCCACCUUGUUACCCAUCAGAGAACUCAUACAGGAGACAAACUCUACACAUGUAAUCAGUGUGGGAAGUCUUUUGUUCAUAGCUCCAGGCUUAUUAGGCACCAGAGAACUCAUACUGGAGAGAAACCUUAUGAAUGUUCUGAAUGUGGGAAAUCUUUCAGACAGAGCACACAUCUCAUUUUGCAUCAGAGAACUCAUGUUCGAGUGAGGCCCUAUGAAUGUAAUGAAUGUGGGAAGUCUUAUAGCCAGAGAUCUCACCUCGUUGUACAUCAUAGAACUCACACUGGACUGAAACCCUUUGAGUGUAAAGAUUGUGGAAAAUGCUUCAGUCGAAGUUCUCACCUUUUCUCACACCAAAGAACCCACACUGGAGAGAAACCAUACGAAUGUCAUGAUUGUGGAAAAUCCUUCAGCCAGAGUUCUGCCCUCAUUGUGCAUCAGAGAAUUCAUACUGGAGAGAAACCAUAUGAAUGUUGUCAGUGUGGGAAAGCCUUCAUUCGGAAGAAUGACCUCAUUAAGCAUCAGAGGAUCCAUAUUGGAGAAGGGACUUAUAAAUGUAACCGUUGCGAAAUUACGUUCGUCCUCAACUCUCCAUUUAUAGUACGUCAGAUAGCUCACACUGGAGAGCAGUUCCUAACCUGCAAUCGGUGUGGGACAGCACUUGUUAAUAGCCCUAACCUUAUGAGACACCAGACAAGUGAUAUUAGCGAAAGUACAUAUUAACAUAAUGAAUAUGAAAAACUUUUCACAAAGAACAGUAACUUUACUUAGCUUUGUAGAACUCUCUGGAGCAGUGGUUCUCAACCUUCCUAAUGCCGCAACCCUUUAAUACAGUUCCUCAUGUUAUGGUGACCCCCAACCAAAAAUUACUUUUGUUGCUACUUCAUAACUGUAAUUUUGCUACUGUUAAGAAUCGUAAUGUAAAUAUCUGGUAUGCAGGAUGUAUUUUCAUUGUUUGUGACCCACAGGUUGAGAACCGCUGCUCUGGAGAGAAGCUGUACAGCUGUAAUCCAUGUGGAAAGGCUUUCAGUCUUGUACUGUCCUUUAUUUUUUUUGCACUGAGGACAUCACUAAUCCAUAGUGUGUGUAUGAAUUCAUUUCUGAACGUCAAUUAACACAUUUUCACAUUUUAUGAAAAAUAAUUGUUUCCAUACGAAGGUUUUCUCUUCUUGGAGAGGAUCCUAAAUCUUUAGUUUCUGUCCAUGACCCUAAAAAAGUUUAGGAAGAGAAUCUGUUUUAAUUCUCUAUAAAUGGCUCUCCUGUGUAUAGGGACUGACCAUUAUUUGUCAUUCUCUAGCAAACAAUAUAUAUGUUAAAUGUUCAGUAGUAAAAUGUGUAUAUCUUUCCCAGAAAAAAAAAAAAAUCUAGAAAUGAUUGUGAGAUCACGAGCUUUCAGAACUAGAAGGAAAAUGAUUCUGUUUAACCCAUGCUCUUCAUUGUAUUGUUGAGACCCUGUGAAUUGGCUCAGGGCUCACAUUUUGAAAAAGGUCUGUUUCUAUUGAUUUUUGAACAAGUGAGAGACAUUGAUGUGAGAGAAAACAUUGAUUGGUUGCCUCCCACAGGCGCCCUGACUGGAUGGAACUGGCAACCUGGUUAUGUGCCCUGACCAGGCGUAAAAUUGGCAACCUUUUGGUGCACAGGAUGAUGUUCAACCAACUGACCCACACCAGCCAGGGCCGGGUUCACAUUUUGGAUGAAGUCAGACCCAGAUCUAGAUCACAAGCCCCUCCAUUACUGCUGCUCUCCUUAGUGCUUACAUAUGUGUAACAUUCCUAUCAGAACCAGUUUUCAUUGUAAGCAGUGGUUCUUUGUGUGAAUGGAAGAGAAACCCCUUAACCAAGCCCCUUAGACUUUCUGAUAACUUAUGGCUCAAUUUUUCUCAACUGUAUAAUGGAGGUACUACCAGUGUCUACCUCAGAGAGUUGUGUGAAUUCGUUUGAUAGCGUGUAUAAUGUAUUUAAAACAGUGCCUGGCAAAUAGUGCUACCUGUGUUGGAUAGUAACAUUAGCAAUAUUACUAUUUUUAACAUCCUAAGGAAUGUGGGAAGAGAGUGUCUAUGGAUGAUCACUGAAAUAUGAUAGUGCAAUUUGCAAUAUAAAAAUGUAUAAUAAAAUGCUUAUUUAUAGUGUAUCCAUGUAAUAUGCUGACAUUAAAAUUAUGAAAAGUUCAGUAACAGGAA
Messenger RNA from Myotis myotis, 3464 nucleotides. It is a transcript of the gene ZNF10, whose product is annotated as zinc finger protein 10. NCBI's taxonomy places the organism in Eukaryota, Metazoa, Chordata, Mammalia, Chiroptera, Vespertilionidae. The transcript is spliced from 6 exons. Gene Ontology annotation, molecular function: RNA polymerase II cis-regulatory region sequence-specific DNA binding; DNA-binding transcription repressor activity, RNA polymerase II-specific. Bases 290 to 2008 code for a protein of 572 amino acids. Gene Ontology annotation, biological process: negative regulation of transcription by RNA polymerase II. The record is from RefSeq and is a predicted model, not a curated record.